This is a messenger RNA of Musca vetustissima, 889 nucleotides long. RefSeq names its product large ribosomal subunit protein uL15m (gene mRpL15). Lineage: Eukaryota; Metazoa; Arthropoda; Insecta; Diptera; Muscidae. Gene Ontology annotation, molecular function: structural constituent of ribosome. Gene Ontology annotation, cellular component: mitochondrial large ribosomal subunit. The coding region runs from base 14 to 889 and encodes 291 amino acids. The transcript has 2 exons. The record is from RefSeq and is a predicted model, not a curated record. Gene Ontology annotation, biological process: translation.
AAUAAAAACGAAAAUGUCCCAAUUUCGUGAGACGGCCGAUAAGGCUUUGAAAAUGUUACGCACCCUGCCGCGCGUACAAAUCGGUAAUAUACGUCCAAAUCCACAAUCAAAACAAAAUGACAAACGUGGCCGUGCACAGCAUGGUGGUGACAAACAUGGUGCCGGCAACAAAGGCUCGGGUCAACGACAAAAUUUCAUGCGUCUUGGUUAUGAAACAGGCAAUACCCCCUUCUAUAUGCGUUUCCCCUAUGAACCCUAUUACAAGGGACAUCAUUUGCGUCGCCAGUAUCCACCAAUUUCAUUGCUCCAGCUGCAAGUAAUGAUCGAUACCGAUCGCAUUGAUGUAUCGCAGCCAAUUGAUUUGAGCACUUUGUGCAAUACCGGUUUGCUUAGCAUUGAUCCGGCGACCAAAGAAUUUGGUUUCCAAUUGACCGAUGAGGGUGCCGACAAAUUUAAGGCUAAAAUAAAUAUUGAAGUACAACAUGCCAAGGAAUCGGUUAUAGCGGCGAUUGAACGUAAUGGGGGUGUUAUACGCACCGCCUACUACGAUCCCAAAAGUUUGCAUGCCCUUAAAAAUCCCAAAAAAUGGUUAGAAAAGGGGGUGCCCAUACCGAAACGUAUGUUGCCACCACAGGAUGCAAUUUCAUAUUAUACAUCGGCGGAAAAUCGUGGUUAUUUAGCAGAUCCUGAAGAAAUUAGCAAGCAACGUUUGGUAUUGGCGCAAAAAUAUGGUUAUGAAUUGCCGAAAAUCGAAGAUGAUCCACAAUAUGAAAUGUUAACUAGCAGCAAGGAUCCACGACAAUUGUUUUAUGGUUUGGAACCGGGUUGGGUGAUUAACCUGAAGGAUCAAUGUAUCAUAAAAUCGAAAGGUUAUAAAUCGAGUGUGUAA